AAGCGACACAAUUCAUUCAGUAAAUUACAAAAUAAGAAGAAACCAAUUGGGUUAAAUAAGUCUUAAAUUAUGCCAAAUAAUCAAUAUGCGGACGCCAACCCCACCAACUUAUUAAAAGGUCGGUCUUCUUUCUAACGCCAGCAUUGCUUGCUGGUAAUAUUUUGGUUCCUUGGCAAGUAGCCUACCACAACCCCUUCUGACCUUUUUCCACAAUUUUGCAGCUCUAAGCUUCUUGUUUAAUCUCUUCACAUUACAAUGACAUAUAAACCUGUCUCUGUCAUGUCGUAGCAUUUUGUUAACCAAAACUCACAAAUUGUCAAAUUUCUGCUCCACUUUUUCCUAUAUAAUACUCUCAGAGCCAUUUCCAACGAAAAAAAUACAAAAAGAAGUUCUACUACAGCCCAUUUGUCUCAAAUUUCUGGUUCUUGAAAAAGUGUGUUCAAUGGCUGAUGUUAGUGGCAGUACUUUUCAACUUAGUGUUAAGCACAAUGAACCAACUUUGGUGCCACCUGCAGAGGAGACGGAAAAGGGUUUAUAUUUCCUGUCUAACCUUGACCAAAACAUUGCUGUAAUAGUUCGGACUAUUUACUGCUUUAAGUCUGAUGUUAGAGGAAAUGAGGAUGCUAUGGAAGUUAUUAAAAAUGCUUUAUCAAAAGUUCUUGUUCCUUACUAUCCUCUUGCCGGGCGGUUAACGAUUAGCUCGGAAGGGAAGCUUAUAGUGGAUUGCACUGGAGAAGGUGCUGUUCUUGUCGAAGCUGAAGCGAAUUGCGCUUUAAUGGAGAUAGGCGACACUACGAAACCCGACCCUGUCACGCUCGGGAAGUUGGUUUACGACAUUCCUGGUGCGGAAAACAUAUUGCAGAUACCUCCUUUGGUCGCUCAGGUGACUAGAUUCAAAUGUGGGGGAUUUGUUCUAGGACUGUGUAUGAACCAUUGUAUGUUCGACGGAAUAGGUGCAAUGGAAUUUGUGAAUUCAUGGGGUGAAUCUGCAAGAGGCUUGCCUCUGAAGGUACCUCCAUUUACAGACAGAAGCAUACUGAAACCUCGUAACCCGCCCAAGAUAGAGUUUCCACAUCAUGAAUUUGCUGAGAUUGAAGAUAUAUCAAACACCAGCCAGCUUUAUGAAGAAGAAAUGCUUUACAGAUCCUUCUGUUUCGAUCCUGAGAAGCUUCAACAUCUCAAGAAAAAAGCUAUGGAAGAUGGAUCCAUUUCUAAGUGCAGUACUUUCGAAGCUCUUUCAGCAUUUGUAUGGAGAGCUAGAUGCCAGGCACUCAGAAUGCUACCUGAUCAACAGACAAAACUGUUAUUCGCUGUCGAUGGACGGUCUAGAUUCAUGCCACCAAUUCCUGAUGGCUACUUUGGUAAUGCAAUUGUCUUAACUAAUUCUCUCUGUAAAGCCGGCGAGUUAUCCGAAAACAAUCUGUCAUUCGGAGUAAAGCGAGUUCAGGAGGCAGUUAAUAUGGUUGGUGACAGCUAUAUGAGAUCAGCAGUAGACUAUUUUGAAGUUACAAGAACCAGACCUUCUCUUGCUGCAACACUUUUAAUCACAACAUGGUCUAGGCUAUCUUUUCAUACUAGUGAUUUUGGGUGGGGAGAGCCUGUUUUAUCAGGGCCUGUUGCCUUGCCUGAGAAGGAAGUAAUUUUAUUUCUUUCUCAUGGAAAAGAGAGGAGAAGCAUCAAUGUUCUUCUGGGUUUGCCAGCUUCUGCCAUGAAAAUCUUUCAAGAACUAGUGGACAUUUGAUGAGCAAUCAAAAACAUCUGUUUUUUUGUUGUUGUGUGUUUGUAAUACUUAAUUCAACACUUUGAUCUUCUGCUGUAUUAGUUCAAUGGAUUAUUUGUAUUAUGUUUUCAUCAAUUAUAGUAUGUACCCAAAUAAAUAUGAAGCUUAACGGAUCAGUAAAAUCAAAUUCUUUCGACUUA
Molecule: messenger RNA, 1920 nt
Organism: Mercurialis annua (annual mercury)
Lineage: Eukaryota; Viridiplantae; Streptophyta; Magnoliopsida; Malpighiales; Euphorbiaceae
Product: omega-hydroxypalmitate O-feruloyl transferase-like
Exons: 3
Coding region: 443-1741 (432 amino acids)
Molecular function (GO): acyltransferase activity, transferring groups other than amino-acyl groups
Source: RefSeq, a predicted model, not a curated record